CAGGUGGGUCCACUGCUGCUGACCCACAGUGGGCGACGGUCCUGGGGACGCUGGGAGGCGUCUGGAGAGCAGAGCAGUUCACUGUCAUUUCAUUUACUUCUUAUUUCAUGAGUUAAAGUAUAUUUAUUUCACAUAUUAGACCUGGUUAUUUGCACCUGUCUGCAGCAACAUGUUCUCCAGGAUGUGGUGGAGGUCCUUGAGUCUUUAUCGCUAAAACAUGGUCUGAUUCUUCUCAUUGUUUGUCUCAAUGUGUUUUUUCUGUCUAACUGAAGUCCCUUUCAGAGGUUAUUGUGAAAUGACUCCCUGCUAUGAAUCAUGUGAAGUAUGAGUAAGUUAAAGAUGCUGUGAGACAUGCUGCAGCCUGCAGACUCAGGCAGUUCACACAUAGAGACAUGCAGCUGCCUGCACAGAGACAGACAGGCUAAUGGGGCUUCUGGGUAACUGAACACAUUUAAAAUCUACUUUUUGUUUGUUAAUGAUGUCAUAGACCUGACAAUCAAGUUCGGAGUGACAUCACCGGUUAAUUCUAUAACUUUUCUACAGCACAACAAACUGCUCUUGUUUGAAACACACUGAACUACUGUCAUGUCAAUAAAGUUAGUUUGAAUCUGGAGACAAAAGCAACAGAACUAGACUCCUCCUCCCUACUUCAUACCUGAGACAAGGUAAGACAGGGAGGUGGGGGAGGGACGGAGAGAGAGGAUAGGGGGAGGAGAGACGGGAGCAGAGGGAGAGUCGAGUAUCUGAGGAGGAGAGCAGUAGACUACAACGGACCAACCUGGACUCACCUGGACCCACCUGGAAUCUGACAGGCAGUCAAAACGGCGGCGCUGAGUGAGUUCCUUCUUGUUGCCCCCUCGGGUCUCACUGUCGCAGCGUUGCCACGACGAUGUUCCAGCGCAGGAAGAGGAAACGACGGCCGAAGAUAUCUGCGCCUCAGGACUUCCAGCACCGCGUCCACACAUCGUACGACGUCGCCACGGGGCGAUAUGUUGGCCUGCCGCCACAGUGGCAGAGUGUCAUCGACACGCUGAGGAGGCCACGCCCCCUGGUGGACCCGUCCAGAACCACCGAGGUCCAUCUCCGAAAGACGAUCGUUCGGGGGAGUUUCAUUGGUCACGGUGACUACAUCUCCCAGGUGAUCUCUGAGAUGAGCCACCUGUCUGUCACCGCCUCCAACUCUCUGCGCCGAUGCAGCCCAUCGGCACGGCAACGGGCUCGGUCGCUUGGCCUCCUUGGAGAUCUGGCUGACGAGGAGUCGUACCAGUACGAGCAGCUCGAUUGCCGCAGCAACAACGUGAAGACGGAUUUUUCUACCUACUGGCAGGACAGGAUCCAACAGGUGCGCAGACAGAGAGGUGGAUCUCUGCAGAAAGCUAAGUCCACCUGCGAGGUAGGCCCUCUGUCCGAGGCCACGCCCCCUAUGCCUGGCACCCCGCAAACAGGUGCGAUUGGUGUGGGCGGGUCAACAGGUGGACGGGUAGGGCAGAGACCAGGUUCCUGUUACAAUCACCUGCAAACCGUGAAGAACAGCAGACCUCACCUGAGACCCAGACCAGCAGUCGCUCACCUGCCCGACCUGCUGUCCUCCUCCAGAGAAACUCCCAGAAGGCCUCACUCCUCUUAUGACUUUAAUCUUUCCCCCUAUGCCUCCUCCCCCCCUAAUAGCACCAGCAGUCCCGUCAUCGCAGGUCGACCUCAGCAUUUGGUGCACCAAUCCUCCAGCUUCAACAUCGGACUUCCUGCAAAGACCCCCCCCCCCCUGAUCAAGCCUCAGUCCUCGCCCCACCCCUCCACCCCCUCCCCCGAGCAGCUGGCACCAGAAGCAGGCGUGAAGGUGAGUCAUGAGCAGUUCAAGGAGGCGCUGCAGAUGGUGGUGGACCCGGGAGACCCGAGGAACACUCUGGAGAACUUUGUGAAAAUCGGAGAAGGUUCCACAGGAGUCGUCUGCAUCGCCAGAGAGAGAAGCAGCGGAAGACAAGUAGCAGUGAAGAUGAUGGACGUGAGGAGGCAACAACGCAGGGAGCUGCUGUUCAACGAGGUGGUGAUUAUGAGGGACUACCGGCACCACAACGUGGUGGAGAUGUUUGGCAGUGCUCUGGUGGAAGAGGAACUCUGGGUAAUCAUGGAGUACCUGCAGGGCGGCGCUCUGACUCAAAUUGUCAGCAAGAUCAGGCUGGACGAGGAGCAGACAGCGACAGUGUGUCACAGCGUCCUGAAGGCUUUAUCUUAUCUCCACUCUCAGGGAGUCAUUCACAGAGACAUCAAGAGCGACUCUAUCCUGCUGAGUGCGGACGGGACGAUCAAACUCUCAGACUUUGGUUUCUGCGCUCAGAUCAGUAGGGAGGUCCCAAAGAGGAGGUCCCUGGUGGGGACUCCGUACUGGAUGGCUCCUGAGGUCAUCUCCAAAACCCCGUAUGGGACAGAGGUGGACAUCUGGUCUCUGGGCAUCAUGGUGGUGGAGAUGGUGGAUGGAGAGCCACCGUAUUUCAGCGACACACCCAUCACCGCCAUGAAGAAGCUGAGAGACGAGGCACCGCCAACUGUGAAGAACAUCCACAGGAUGUCUCCGGUGUUGAAGGACUUCCUGAGCUGCAUGCUGACUCGGGACACGCAGCAGCGCUCCACUGCCACCGACCUGCUGGAGCACCCCUUCCUGCUGCAGGCCAGCUCACCAUGCUGCCUGGUGUCCCUAGUGGAGCAGCACCGCAAGCGCAUGUCCCUUUGCUGAAGGGACUUACCUUGGAAACACUCACCUGAGAUACAAAUAGGACUCAUCAGCAAAAAUGUGACACUAACCUGAGAAACCAAGUGAGACUUACCUAAGACCCACUUGGGACUCACCUGAGACACACGUGGGAAUCACUUGAGGAAACCUAAGAAACAUGCAAGACUUGACUGAGACAAGUGUGGGAUUUAGCUGAGAUACAUGUGACACUCACCUAAGACUCACCACAGAUUCACUUGAACCUCACCUGUACCAACCUUCAGACCCUUUAAGAUUCAUUUGACAUAUGUUUGUCCUGUCCUUAUUUUUCUAGAAUGUUCCUAUGUUGGCUUCUAAAAAAGCUAUUAUUCAUUUUAAGUAUUCAUUUUGAACACUGGAAGCUUAUUUUGGGCGAGAAGGUUGUAGCUGCAGGGUUGAUGGUUCAAACCUCCGCUGCUCCAUGUCCCAUGUCGAAGUGUCCCCUGAGCAAGACACUCAAGCCCCACCUGCUCCCCGGUGCCUUUAAGACCCCACACUGCUCCCACUGUGUGGGACUGUGUGGGAAUGCAGAGAAUCAUUUCCCCAACGGGCUCAAGAGGAGGAAUAAAUUAAAUUGUCCUUGUUUAAAUUAAGAAUAUACAGUAUGUGACUCUUUACUCUGUAACGUAAAUUACCUCUGACCUUCAGUGACAAUCAAAGGAAUUCUGCCCAUCUGUCAAAAUCAAUGAUGUAAAACAAACACCUGAGCUUUUUUUAUUUUCUCUCUUUACUAUUUAUUUUUAAGUUUAAGUUUGAUCUUGUUAACUCGUCGUCCAAGGAAGAUAAUCGGCUUCUAUUUUAACAACUGUGUGAACGGGCUGAACAAGAACAACUCUUCAUCCUCUCAAUCUUCUUCUUCAUUUAAUCUCUUACUUCAAACUUAAUUUCUUCAGAAUUUAUCUAAAUAAGUUAAUGUUUACCGCUUAUUUU
Pungitius pungitius (ninespine stickleback) is the source of this 3676-nucleotide messenger RNA. RefSeq names its product serine/threonine-protein kinase PAK 6-like. Lineage: Eukaryota; Metazoa; Chordata; Actinopteri; Perciformes; Gasterosteidae. The transcript has 9 exons. Gene Ontology annotation, cellular component: cytoplasm. Bases 890 to 2731 code for a protein of 613 amino acids. Gene Ontology annotation, biological process: regulation of MAPK cascade; intracellular signal transduction; protein phosphorylation. Gene Ontology annotation, molecular function: ATP binding; protein serine/threonine kinase activity. The record is from RefSeq and is a predicted model, not a curated record.